CUUGUGUAAGUUCGCUUCCGCCGCCCCUGCGCGCAGCGCGUCUCCUGCUGGGUGUCGCGAUGGAAGUAGAAAAGUUUGAAGACUCCGGAGCUGCUGAUGUCUGAAGGCUCGGACCGCUCUCCUGUCUCGGCUCCUGUUUUCCUGAGGGACAAAGAUCCGUACCAUCAUGGCGAGCCCGCAGGUGACCACAGAAAAUUGGUCUCAUGAUGAAGACGAUGUGUGUUGUCUGACUGAAGAUCAACUCGACUCCAUCAGAAGCAACACUGAAGAACGUCAGUUUUUUGUGGUGCAUUACCUGAACGAUCUAAAGGAAAGGGGCGUGCCUCCGCUGCUUCCUAACACGCCCAUCACCUGCAGAGUGGAGAACACUGAGAGAUAUACCACUCGCUCCAAGGUGCGUGUUUGUUCCCUGUAUACGGUGCGUCUGACCCAUGGUGAAUUCACAUGGACCAUAAAGAGGAAGUAUAAGCAUUUCCAUGACCUGCACAGAGACCUGUACAAGCACAAGAUGAUGCUGCAGUUCCUCCCACUGGGGAGGUUUGCCAUUCAGAGGCAGCAGCUGGAGAGCAUGACUGAGGAGAUGCCCUCUCUGCAUGGCACCGAGAGAAUGGGCAGGACAUCCAGCAAACCGAAAUACCUCGAAGAGUACCUGAACAACCUUCUGGAGAAUUCCUUCUGCAAGAAUUACAGUGGCAUGAUGGAAUUCCUCAGCAUCAGCCCUCUGUCCUUUAUUAAAGAGCUUGGACCUAAAGGCCUGGAGGGGUUUGUUUUGAAGAGGUCGGGAGGUCAUCGGAUCCAUGGCCUCAACUGCUUCGGCCACCAUCAGUUCUGUUUCCGCUGGUCGCAACGCUGGCUUGUGGUCAAGGACUCGUUUUUGCUCUACAUGUCCAGAGAUCCAGGUCUGGUGUCCUUCGUGCUGCUUUUCGACCCCGAGCUGAAAGUCCUGGUGGACCGUCACUACACGGAUACGAAACACGGAGUGUGUAUCGAGACCGUCAGCAGGAAGCUGGUCAUUAAGUGCAAUAGCUACAGGCAAGCCCAGUGGUGGAGUCAUGAGAUUCGGCGUCUGUCGGAACGUUGUGAUUUCCUCCAGACUCACCGCUUUGACGGCUUUGCCCCGCCCAGACCCGACUCCCUCACCAAAUGGUACGUGAAUGGGAGUGGAUAUUUCUCGGACUUGGCAGACGCACUGGAGAAGGCGAAGGAGGAGAUCUUCAUCACCGAUUGGUGGUUAAGUCCUGAAGUUUAUCUCAAGCGUCCUGCGAGAGGGACGUACUGGCGUCUGGACCAGAUCCUCAAGCGCAAAGCAGAACAAGGUGUGAAGGUGUGUGUGCUGUUGUAUAAAGAGGUAGAGUUGGCUUUGGGCAUUAACAGUGACUACAGUAAGAGAGCCCUGAUGGGCCUGCACCCAAAUAUCAAGGUGAUGCGUCAUCCCGAUCACGUGGCCUCCGUCAUCGUCCUGUGGGCCCACCAUGAAAAAAUGGUGGCCAUCGACCAAUCAGUGGCCUUCGUUGGUGGGCUGGAUCUUGCCUUCGGGAGAUGGGAUGACAGUAACUAUAGGUUGUUUGACGUCAUGGACGUGCAACCAGCCAAUCCCAGUCCACGUCCAGUUCCAGAGGCUGAAGAGGGGGAAGCCGUAAAAGUUCCUCUCACCGCUGGAGAAGGUUGUGAUGAGGUCGAUUUGAGCUGUAACACACAGUUAUGGUUGGGAAAAGACUACAGCAACUUCAUUAAGAAGGACUGGACACAGCUGGACGAGCCUUUCCAAGAUAAUGUGGACCGCACGAACGUGCCACGCAUCCCAUGGCGUGACCUCGGAGCGGUGAUUCAUGGGAAGGCAGCUAGAGACCUGGCACGCCACUUUAUCCAGCGCUGGAACUUUACCAAGAACUUUAAAAACAAGUAUAAAGCCAAGUUUUAUCCGUACCUGCUGCCCAAGAGUCACACUACUGCCAAUGAGCUUCCCUUCAUCGUGCCUGGAACAGCCAAAGCAUCUGUACAGGUGCUUCGCUCGGCAGAUCGCUGGUCGGCCGGGAUAUGUGAAUGUUCCAUCCUCAACGCUUACAUAGACACCAUUGAGAACAGCCAACACUACAUUUACAUAGAGAAUCAGUUCUUCAUUAGUUGUGCUGAGACUGUUCACAACAACAUAGGAGACGCUAUUGUCAAGAGGAUCCUGCGUGCACACAGUGAGAAACAGAAAUACAGAGUGUUUGUGGUGAUUCCUCUCCUGCCUGGAUUCGAGGGAGACAUCCGUGGGGGAGGAGGCAACGCCAUCCAGGCUAUACUGCACUUUACCUACAGGACAAUCAACCGUGGAAAAUACUCCAUUUUAUCGCGACUCAAGGAAGAGAUGCAGGAUGAAUGGACGCAGUACAUCUCUCUGUGUGGCGUGCGCACACGCGCCGAGCUCGGCCACACGCCCAUCACUGAGCUCAUCUACGUCCACAGCAAGGCGCUGAUCGCCGACGACCGCCGCUACAUCAUCGGUUCAGCCAACAUUAACGACAGGAGCAUGAUGGGAAACCGGGACAGCGAGCUGGCGGUGCUGGUGGAGGACGAGGAGAGGGUUCCGUCCCGAAUGAAUGGAGAGGAGUACGAAGCUGGGCCUCUCGCGCUUGCCCUGCGAAAGGAGUGCUUCAGGGUUCUGUUGGGGGCUGAUUCUGACCCCUCAAUCGAUAUCGACGAUCCAGUCAGUGAUCAUUUCUUCACCGAGGUGUGGAACAAGCUCGCCCAAUCCAACGCUUCCGUCUAUGAAACCGUUUUCCGGUGCCUUCCGUCAGACUCGAUCCGUAACCUGCGAGAGCUGCAGGAACACGUCAGCGUGGUGGCUUUGGCCCAGAAUGACCCGGAGAAAGCUGCUGAAGAGCUGCGCGCCAUCCGCGGCAUCCUCGUCCACUUCCCCCUGCACUUCCUGUGCGAGGAGAACCUGCUUCCUUCAGCCGUCAGUAAAGAGGGGAUGGUUCCUCUGGACGUGUGGACUUAGUUUUGUUCUGGACUGUUAAAAAAAAAAAAAAAAAAACACUAUUCCGGACGUGAUUAUUUGCCCUGUAUUGGCUGUUUUUGGUGAGAUAGUGGACCAAAAUGUUUCCUGUCUGUGGUCAUGUGACGAGGAUUUGGCUAGGUGGUUGGAAAGUGAUUAGCUGAAGCAAGCUGAAGUGUAGUGACUCAUGUUUCUAUGCAGGAGGAAUUGUGCGCUCUCCUGCAGAGGGUUUUGUUCAAAAUGGCUCAGAGGAAGCUGGAGAGAGCCGGGCUGUUGUAGAUUUGUAAAAUGGCGGUGUUGUAUAUAAAAGUGUGUGUGAGAGAGAGAGAGAGAGGAAGGAGUGUUUAUGGAUGAAAUGAUCAGGACAGAACGUACAUUUUGUGUUGCAGUGGUAUGUAGGCGGACUGCACCACUUUCUCAACCUCUUCUUCCUAUAUCUCUUCAUUUCUCUCUCUCUCUCUCUCUCUCUCUCUCUCUCUCUGGUGCUACACAUCUCGGUGCGGCGCCAGCAAAUCUGUGCGAACAUUUGUGGUUGUUAUGGUGACAGGUAAAAAAAAAAAAAAAAAAAGAGCUGACUGAGAGGGAGAGAGAUGGAAGAGCGGAAAUGAGAUAGGAAGUGUAGAUAAACAGCAGAGGGAUGCAGCAAGAAGGGAAUCGGUUUUAAAUGGUUUUAAAAUGGUGAUUUAAGGAGGCGAGAGGGAGAAGGAUGGAGGGAUUGUUUUAAGAGAUGAUGAUGGAGGGGUGCGCAGGGGAAGUGAAGAUGCAAUAAUAUCCCUCCCCCUGGGAAUUAUGGUUAUGUAAUGCAGUUGUUCUCAAACUUGAUUGUUUGGGGGGGGGGAACUAAAACGAAGCGCUGGAAGAAACGAACCCAGAUGCAGCCUGGUUAGUGCCCUGAAUUUAAUCCCACGUUCAAACUGCUUAUGUAACGCUGUAAUUGACUCCCACUUAAAGGAGUAUCCAUCAGCUCUCAACCUGAUGUCCGUCCACCGCAGGAUCCGUAUGCGAUUUACCACGGAGAAGAAUUUCGAAACGUUUCCCUGAAUUGAGAAAAGAGCACCAAAACUCAAUAAGAAUGGGGCACUCGUUGAAUUAUGUUCAUGAAUAUGACAAAAUGUGCAACUAAUGUAUUUGAUGUAUUUAAAAAAAAAAAAGCUGCCAUUACACUGGUACAGUGAAGAUGAGGUGAACAAGAUGCAGGAAAGAGCAAACCAGAGCCAAAACUCUUUAAUCUGAUUUGCAAACAAUAUAGAAACUAGAGGGGUAAUUGAUAAGGUGUAUACUGCCGACAAGCCCCAUAUCCGGAUUUGCAUCAAAAUCCAAUCAGUUGUUCCUCAGCCCAUGGCUCACCUUUCCACCAAAUUUCAUCGAAAUCCGUUCACUACUUUUUGAGUUACAUUGGAAACGGGCAAAAAAGAAAAAUCCUGGAUCCGCAUACAUAUCUGGAUUCUGGAUCCACUACAUAACCGGAUUUGCAUCAAAAUCCAAUCAAUUGUUCCUCAGCCCAUGGCUCACCUUUCCACCAAAUUUCAUCGAAAUCCAUUCACUACUUUUUUUUUUCUUAAGAUUUUUUUGGGGCUUUUUUCACCUUUAUUAUUGGAUAGGACAGUGUAGAGACAGGAAAUGAGCGGGAGAGAGAGACGGGGAGGGAUCGGGAAAUGACCUCGGGCCGGAAUCGAACCCGGGUCCCCGGAUUUAUGGUAUAGCGCCUUAUCCACCUGAGCCACGACGCCCCGUUCACUACUUUUUGAGUUACAUUGGAAACGGGCAAAAAAGAAAAAUCCUGGAUCCGCAUACAUGUCUGGAUUCUGGAUCCACUACAUAACCGGAUUUACAUCAAAAUCCAAUCAAUUGUUCCUCAGCCCAUGGCUCACCUGUCCACCAAAUUUCAUCGAAAUCCAUUCACUACUUUUUGAGUUACAUUGGAAACGGGCAAAAAAGAAAAAUCCUGGAUCCGCAUACAUAUCUGGAUUCUGGAUCCACUACAUAACCGGAUUUGCAUCAAAAUCCAAUCAAUUGUUCCUCAGUCCAUGGCUCACCUGUCCACCAAAUUUCAUCGAAAUCCAUUCACUACUUUUUGAGUUACAUUGGGAACAACCAAAAAAAAAAAAUCCUGGAUUCUGGAUCAAAAACCUAAUCCCAUCUCUGAAAGAAUGUAUUGUAAAAAAAAAAAUACCUUGAAUCCAUUUUAUUCUAGAACAGUGAAGCAUCUUGAAAUUCGUUGUGUUGGUACUGAGACACACUACAGAUCUACAGCUAGAAGUACAGUAUAUCCAGAUUAGAUUAACACUGGACUAUCCCUUUAAAUGUUUGAAUUUUCCUUUGGUUGCUACGUCUGAAACUAUACUAAACAGUAUGUCAGAAGCCGACCACACAUUGGAACAAAGCAUACUUUUGGACUCUCAACUCAAGAAACCACAUCCUGCUGUGAUAGUGUAUCGUAUAGAUACCGGACAACCCAUGCAAAGCAAACACCGUGACACUAAGCAACGUUGUUUAUUUUGUCAACCUUAAAGCUCCAGACACUACAUUAGAUCUAUGAGCCGUCAUCGUGGAUGGACUCUUUCAACAAUUCCUGAUCCUAUCAGCAGUCGUUCAAAGCUUAGUCAGGGUCGCGGUGGUUUCAAUUAUUUUGGGAAACCAACUAAAAUUCGUUAGCAAAUGUCGCAGGCAGGUACAACGAUAAGAUGCACACACUGUACAUCUCUGCUUGGGGCCAAUUAUGAACUCGAGUGAUGUAGCUGAGGUUGAGGAAGCGUCAGUGCCACAAUUGCAGGAAUUGGUCACGUGUCAAUUUUCCCCAUAGCAAUAAGCCCGUAGUGGGCAAGUUAACGUGACGUUCUUUGACAACCAUAAGAGUUUGACUGGCGAUUUGAAGCAAUCCAUUUCUAUAAUAGCUGUUUUUAGCUUUUCUACUGUUUUUUUUUUUUUUUUUUUUUUAAACCCGAAUUUUCAUGUGUACUUGGAAAAAGUUUGUGGUUUUAACUUCUGUCGUAAGUUAAAGCGAAUCAUUGGCCGUAAAAGAGAGGGGUUUUUUUGGACUCAAAUUGGUCGCCGCCGAAAGUGCAGGAUCUCAUGGUCAAAAAAACCUGGACAGGGUGCAAACUACAGUAAGGUAGAAAAAGAGAAGUUAUAAGUUAUACCUGAGAAAUCCGCCAUUUCGCAAGUGAAUUUCUUUCAGCGGCGACCAACUUGAGUUGGUCACGGGCUUGUUGCUAUGGGGAAAAUUGACACGUGACCAAUUCCUGCAAAUGGCCUAUUCAAACACCAUACUGAUCCUGCUGAUGUUUCUACAUCUGCAGGGGUGUUCCCCCCGUUCCCCCCCCCCCCCCCCCCCUUCAAGGGCACAGAUGUCUCAUUUGGUUCACGUCCACUCCAGACAUAAAUCUUUGUUUUCCUCUGGAGCGCUAACUAGAUCCAGAUAAAGGUCCAGAUUGUAUCGUUGUUGCAUUCCUUCUGAACAGUUAAUACGUCAGGUUGUCGACCAACUAUGAACUUCAUACUGCUAAUACUUGUAGGUGGUGAAGUAUUUGACAGAAAACAGUAUGGGUGCUGUUAUACUGUUAUACUAACAGUAUGUUCAUUCAUAGACCAUGUACAGAAACCCUAUGCUAACAUGUUAGAGUAAUAUUACUGUUUUGAUAUAGUAUUUAGUACAGUAGGACACCCACGGAAACCUAGCGAUACUACAUCGUAUGCAACUAUUUCUGACAUUCCAUUCCUUCAUUCCAUUUAUAAAAGUAGUUUUGGUUGAAGACUUUCUCUGCUACAUUACACAAUGGUUUAUUUUGCAUUACUGACCUUUUUUUUCCUACCUUCAAUUAUGCUUCGUGAUUAUCAGUUCAUCAGUGUAGGAGUUUUGUCGGUGACUUUUAAACAUAUAGUUAGUGCAAUACCUGUAUAAUCUACCUGAAAAAUCACUUUUUUUUUUUAACACACUUUUAUGGUGGUCUAUUUUUGUAUACCAUGUUCUUCCUUUUUCUCCUAAAUGGUAGAUAUUUUAUCCGAACCCUAUGCAGAUUCUAAUGUAGGGUCCUCACUCAUACUUUGCACCUCACCGAUACAGAAUACAGAUACUGACGUGAUAUUUCUAUGUGAUUUAUUUUUUUGUGGCUAGCUAUCUAACUAUUUAACUAACUACCUGACUGACCAGCUACUACUAGCCCAGUGAAAUGUUCAAAAUAAAGUAUCAACCUUUCCUAAA
This is a messenger RNA of Neoarius graeffei (lesser salmon catfish), 7184 nucleotides long. RefSeq names its product phospholipase D2 (gene pld2). The record is from RefSeq and is a predicted model, not a curated record. Gene Ontology annotation, molecular function: D-type glycerophospholipase activity; phosphatidylinositol binding. Lineage: Eukaryota; Metazoa; Chordata; Actinopteri; Siluriformes; Ariidae. The coding region runs from base 167 to 2986 and encodes 939 amino acids. The transcript has 25 exons. Gene Ontology annotation, biological process: intracellular signal transduction; cell motility; phosphatidic acid biosynthetic process.